AUGUUGAAACAAAGCGACAAUCGAUGCAUUGGAAGACACCUGAAUCGUAAAAAAGCAAGGAUGUCCAAAUCAAAAUUUAAGGCAAUGUUGAUCGUUUUUUUUGACAUUAACGGUAUCGUGAUGACUGAAUGGGUUCCAGAGGGUCAGACUGUCAACCAGUUUUACUAUUUAUCAGUUUUGGCAACACUGCGAGAAAGAGUUCGUAAAAAACGGCUCGAGUUGUGCAAGAACGACUCGUGGAUUUUGCACCAGGACAACGCACCUGCCCAUAACGCGCUAUCUGUGAAGCAGUACUUGGCCGGUAAGCGCACUCCAGUGCUCGAACACGCGCCGUACUCGCCAGAUUUGGCACCGUGCGACUUUUUUUUGUUUCCAAAGAUAAAAUCUGCUUUGAAANCUCGUGGAUUUUGCACCAGGACAACGCACCUGCCCAUAACGCGCUAUCUGUGAAGCAGUAUUUGGCCGGUAAGCGCACUCUAGUGCUUGAACACGCGCCGUACUCGCCAGAUUUGGCACCGUGCGACUUUUUUUUGUUUCCAAAGAUAAAAUCUGCUUUGAAAGGGACCCGAUUUAAGUCGAUGGAAGCGGUAAAGCAAAAAACGGCAAAGCUCCUAAAGGCCCUCACCAUAGAAGACUUCCAGCACUGCUUUGAUCAAUGGAAAAAACGUAUGGAAAGGUAUGUGGCGAGGGGAGGAGAGUAUAUUGAAGGGGAGCAUUUGAAUGUAGAAUAA
Cinara cedri is the source of this 731-nucleotide messenger RNA. The record is from the annotation of a GenBank genome assembly. Lineage: Eukaryota; Metazoa; Arthropoda; Insecta; Hemiptera; Aphididae.